AUGGCCUCCGCGGGCUGGAACAAUUUCCACGUGGGAAAGGAAUGCGGACAUGUCAGAUGGUCUCGAAAAAUCACGCCCAAGUUGACUGUUGCGUCGGGUCAAACAGUCACCUUUGACGCCAUCGAUAGCAGUAACGGCCAGCUGAAUGCCGGCUCGGAUGCAUCCGCGAUUGGUGCUCUCGAUCUAAGCAUCGCCAACCCUGUGUUUGGACCCAUCUACGUGCAAGAUGCGCAGCCAGGGGACGUGCUGAAAGUGGAAGUGUUGGCCCUCGAAGUCGCGGACUGGGGUUGGUCCGCGAUCAUUCCUGGCUUUGGUCUGCUGGCAGAGGAUUUCCCGGAACCCGAAAUCAAGAUUUGGUCGCUCGAUCGUGAGAAGGGGUAUGCAAAGUUCAAAGGCAUGCGCAUCCCACUGCGGCCAUUCCUGGGGUGCAUGGGUCUCGCUCCCGCCACCGAUGAGGAAUUGUCGACAGUCCCUCCUACGCAGGCGGGAGGUAAUUUGGACUGCCGGGAGCUGAGCGUCGGCUCAACCGUGUUCUUGCCCGUGCAGACGGCGGGCGCCUUGUUCAGCUGCGGCGACGGACACGCUGCUCAGGGCCAGGGGGAAGUGUGUGGAACCGCUAUCGAAACUCCCAUCAAGGCCACCCUCCGUUUCGAAGUGAUGAAGAAUCAACCUUGGGUCACCGCACCUCACUAUCAGACUCCCCCCCGCGCUCAAAUACCAAACCCUUUGCCCGACCUGGGAACUUAUGGUGCUCUUGGCGUUGCACCUGACCUUUACGUGGCGGCACAAAGUGCCGUUCGUGGUCUGAUUCAGUGGCUCAUUCAUACCAAGGGCCUCACCAAAUCCGAGGCAUACAUCUUGGCCAGUGUGGCAGGAGACUUACACAUUACGGAAAUUGUCAAUGUCCCCAACUACGAGGUUGCCAUGAGUCUUCCUCUGGGGAUUUUCAGCUCAGACUAA
Penicillium diatomitis is the source of this 960-nucleotide messenger RNA. RefSeq names its product acetamidase/formamidase family protein. The transcript has a single exon. The record is from RefSeq and is a predicted model, not a curated record. Lineage: Eukaryota; Fungi; Ascomycota; Eurotiomycetes; Eurotiales; Aspergillaceae. The coding region runs from base 1 to 960 and encodes 319 amino acids. Gene Ontology annotation, molecular function: hydrolase activity, acting on carbon-nitrogen (but not peptide) bonds, in linear amides.